GAGACCAACUUCCGCAGCUGAAACAUUUUCCGAGCGCCUAUGUACCGGCUGUAGCUGUCUGCCCAGUGGUGUCCUAGGGGCCGGGAGCAGCGUGUCCCCUAUCCUGUGCCAAUCCGUAGCGCUCCUAGGGUGUAGUGCGUAACCGUGCGGGGAGGAGUCUCUAGGAGUUUUUCGGCUGCCUUUUGGAAUCGACGGCCUUAGACGGGCAAGUGCAAGAUGCGAUGCUCGGUGUGCAAUUACUACACGUGGAGUUACUUCAUUGCGUUGGGCGAAAUCUUCAUCUCCUUCCACAUCGCCCGGGCAUUCCUGUAUUGUGCCCGGGCUAGUACGAACGAGGCGGCCCAAGAGCUGGGCUGUUAUAAUGGUGCGAUUUGGGGACAGGUGGAGCCCAUCUUUGUGCUGCUGCUGCUGUACAACCUGCUGUCGCUGCUGCUAAUGAUUGGCGUGUCAAAGCGCAACGAGAAGCUACUGCAGAUCUAUCAAACUUGCACCAUCACACUGAAGGCGUCCGCCAUCGUGCGAAGGAUAGUGCUCAGCACCACCGAGUACAACGAGAACAACAUCGGCAAAACGGUGCUGGAGCUCAAAAUCAUUAUUGUAUUCACGCUGAUUUUCACGCUAGAAGCGCUUGUUGUCGCUGGCGCUUGCCGGAAAAUGCGCCGUGAGCAGCAGGACCAUCUCUACUACAUCGAUGUGGUCUAGUAGAAUUUCGCAGUA
Molecule: messenger RNA, 717 nt
Organism: Anopheles darlingi
Lineage: Eukaryota; Metazoa; Arthropoda; Insecta; Diptera; Culicidae
Exons: 4
Coding region: 217-702 (161 amino acids)
Source: RefSeq, a predicted model, not a curated record